GGAGAGAGAGAGAGAAAUGGCAUGGCCCUUCAACUGUUCUCUCUCCAGCGGCCAGCUCCCUUUGUCAUCAGAGAUCUUCCAAGUCAUCAAGGCCCAGAUCUGGAUAUUCUUAGUCCCGGUUUUCCUGGGCCUUGUGCAGGUCGGCCUCUUCCUGGAGCAGACAGGCUUCUUCCUGCGCCAUGAUAACAGCUCCCGCCGCACCAGCCUCUCGCUCUGGAUCCUGGGGGUCUAUCCGGUGUUCAGCCUCACUUCCCUCAUCGGUUUGUUCAUCCCUCGUGCUUCCUUCGUCUGUAACUUUGUGGCCUCCAUCUACCACUCCAUCACCCUCUGGAAAUUCCUUGCACUGAUCCGAGAUUUCUUUGGUGGUUCAGACCGAAUGUUCCAGCGGCUGGAGGGGCAGCGUGUUUCUCCAAACCCUUUCCCCUGUUGCUGCUGUUGCUGCCUUCCUGAGAUUGCUGCCAACCGAACAAACUUGCGAUGCAUGACGCUGGCUGUGUAUCAGCUCUCUCUCAUCCGGACCAUCCUCUUUUUCGUCACCCUUAUCCUCUGGACUGAUGAGAAAUAUGACUAUGGUGAUGUGGGCUACACCAACCCCAAUUCCUACGUCACUGCCAUCGUAGCCAUCUCCUCUUUCCUUUCCUUCUAUGGCUAUCUGCUCUUCUACAAAGCCACCAAGCCAGCACUUACCGGCUACAGCUUGCGCUCCAAAUUUGUCUGCAUCAUCUUGGUGCUAGUCCUCUGUGGCCUGCAGAGUGGGAUCCUGGAGACCAUGGGGGCAGUGGGUGCCAUCCCUUGCAGCCCACCCCUCUCCCCUGUCACCCGCUCCCAAGUGAUCUAUUACUAUUCGCUGGCUGUCGAGAUGUUCUUUAUUGGCAUAUUUGCCCAUUACUCUUUCCGAAGAGCUGAGCCACAACUGGACACUCAGCGGGUCACCCGCCAUCGAGCUUCCCAGACGGAGGGGCCCUUCUCUGGACACUGCACCCCUGGAGACGAUGCAUCCAUUGAGGGAGCAAACCCCGGCUACCUCUGUGAGGAAGCAUUGUGCACAAUUGAGCAUUCCCCACUGGAUUGGUUUGAUUUCAUUGUGGGGGGACCUACAGACAGACAGCAGCAGAACUGGAGCCUAGACAGCCUGAGGAUGGAGGGAUGUAAGGCAAGCUUGUCACAUCAUAAAAUCGGGGCUGAAUCACCAUCAACUGGAAUCCAAGUUCAAGCCCAGGUGGCCAAAGGUGAAGCCGAUGGGGUGACUGUUGUGUAACCCACAAUCCCCAGGAAACACCCCCCCAAUAGCAACACCUGCAUUCUGAGGCCUAUUGACCUGAGGAACAAAGGACAAAGAGGACCACAACAACAACCUCCAUGCUUGGGAGUGGGGGAGAGAGGUAUAGCACAAGGAAUGGCAUGAUGGGGCAGUUCAGUCCACCUCCGUCAAGUGCUGACUGUUCGAUUAAAGAUGAUUAGUGCACAGUAUGUCUAAGACCAGAAUAAUCAAAACGGGGAAGGACAUCCACUACAUGGGGGUUGGGAAAUAGUAUGCAUUCAUUAAACUAAGAUUAAUCAUUUCUAGAGCACUUUUCAGUGUACGUAACACUUACAGCUAUCUUCUCUCAUUUGUUCUAACAA
Messenger RNA from Rhineura floridana, 1623 nucleotides. RefSeq names its product organic solute transporter subunit alpha-like. NCBI's taxonomy places the organism in Eukaryota, Metazoa, Chordata, Lepidosauria, Squamata, Rhineuridae. The record is from RefSeq and is a predicted model, not a curated record. Bases 17 to 1258 code for a protein of 413 amino acids. Gene Ontology annotation, biological process: transport. The transcript has 7 exons. Gene Ontology annotation, molecular function: transporter activity.